GUCGAACUCGGAUGCGAGAAUUUUAGAGAGUGGGACACCACCCACAGACAGGUAUGAAUAUUGUCUAGAAUGUGAGAAAGCGCUUACAGAAUUCGGGUGGUGUCGAUUCUGUCAUACCAAGGAAUUAAAAAAUGAUUUUCCCAAUUGGACAAGUGAUAAUAAAGACCUUGAUAAAAUAAUUCAAAAAUCUCAGUUAGAUGCAACGGAAUUUGCGGAAUUUAUAGAGUGGAUUCAAUGGGAUCAAUUUAGCAUUUUUGAAUUUUUAGGAAAAGGCAAGUUUAGUACCGUCUACAGCGCUUACUGGAUAGAAGGUCCCAGACGGACAUUGGAUGGAGAGAUCUAUGUGAUAAGAGAUGGUCCCAUUAAGGUUGCCAUAAAAGUAAUCGAAAACUCGCGAAAUAUCAGCAAAGGGUACUUGAAUAGGAUUGCUAGGUACCUUAAGUGCAUUCAGAACCGCUCUCUCGCAGAAUUUUUUGGAGUGACACGAGAUGAGAGUGGAAACUAUGCGUUCGUAAUGAAAUUUUAUGAAAACGGGAGCCUCAAUCAAUAUCUUGACUACGCCAUGGGAAUAUUUUGUUGGAGAGACAUGGUCGACAUGCUUUACGGAAUAUCCAAAGGGUUGGAUCAGAUCCACAAAUAUGGUCUUUAUCACGGAAAUCUUCAUUGCGGAAAUCUGUUGGUCGAAAAUGAGCCGGGAUCCAUUGACAUACGAAUUUCUGAUGUGGGUCUUCAUUGUCCCGCAGAAGAAUCGACGACCGCAAUUUACGGAGUGCUGCCAUACGUUGCGCCGGAAAUAUUGAGAGGCGAACCAUACACCCAGGCAGCCGACGUUUAUAGUUUCGGAAUCAUCAUGUGGACACUACCGGCCGGUGUUAGACCAUUUUGUGAUAGGGCUCAUGAUGUGAAACUAGCACAAAGUAUUUGUGACGGUCUUUGCCCUGAGGUAGUCGAUGGUACUCCGGAGGUUUACGCUGAGUUGAUGUCUAGAUGUUUGGAUCGUGAUCCCACGAAUCGUCCGAAUGUCUCCGAAAUAUGUGAUAUAUUGGAAAGAUGGAUCAUCGCGAUAUGUGAUGAUCCGAAUCCGUCUUCACUUUCCGAUCAAUUUGACGCAGCCGAGGAAAAAAAGUUUGCGGAGUUUGAAAGUAAGGCAUUCACUCGACCGGAAAUUCAUCCGCAGGCGAGUUACAUCAGUCAACCGUUGGAUUUUCCAGAGUUACGAACUCAACGAAACCCACAACAUCAGCAUGCAUUGGGUGUUUAA
This is a messenger RNA of Acaulospora colombiana, 1261 nucleotides long. NCBI's taxonomy places the organism in Eukaryota, Fungi, Glomeromycota, Glomeromycetes, Diversisporales, Acaulosporaceae. The record is from the annotation of a GenBank genome assembly.